AUGCGUGAAAUACAAACAGAAGCCGUUUAUUUUCAUCAUCUGGACAAUUUAAUAUCGAAUAUUAGAAUCGAAGAAGUUUUUACCCAUAGUGACGAUUUACCUUUUUUUAUCAAAGAAGAAGAACUAUCGGAAGAUGAAGUCAAAAAUAAAUCACAAUUAGAUUGUGAAAAUAAUUUUCAAGUAAAACUGGAAUCAGUUGAGCAGGAUGAUGUUGCAGUCGAAUUGCCAUCAUACAGUGACGGAGAAACAUCAUCGGAUAAUAUUGACAUGGAUUACAAACCUAUUUUUGAUUACAAUAUGGACGUGGAACCAUAUACAGCACCAGAUUUACACAAUGGUUCAAGUCAAGAUGCAAAGACAGCCCCCAUAAAUCAUGUAACCCCAGAUACAAUUCGUUGUGAGGUUUGUUCAAGAGUUUUUAAGUCCCAUUUUAUUUUACGUAAGCACUUGAAGCUACAUAUCAUUUCUCGAGGCUUCAAAUGCCAAAUCUGUGACAAACUGUUUGCCUCAAAGUCUUUCCUAGAUUCCCACAUGAAUAUACACAUCGGUGUGCGUCCGUAUGGUUGUAGAGUUUGUAAAAAACGUUUUUUUGAACGAAACAAUUUUAAAGUACACAUGAAGGAACAUAGGAGCCCCAAAAAGCAUAAAUGUGCGUUUUGUGAUGAAGUAUUUAAAUGGUGCAGUAGUUUAUUGAAGCACUUAAAAACACAUAACAAUACUAGGCCUUUUAAAUGCAAUUUGUGUCAACAAGAUUUUGCACAACGUAGUUUUUUAGACUAUCAUAAACUUAAGGUGCAUUUGCAAUCAGCAAAAGAAUCGUCUCGGGAUCAAAAUUUAGGUGUCACAGAUCAUGUUUUGUCUCGGGAUCAAGAUUUAUGUUUAAGGGAUUGUCCAGUAUUUUCAGAUCAAGAUUCUAGAGAUCAUUUAUUGUCUUGGCAUCAAGAUUUAUGUGUGAGAGAUUGGGAUCAAGAAUCUUGUGUAAGAGAUCAACCAUUUAUUCAAAAUCAAGAUUUAAGUGUCAGAGAUUAUCCAUUGUCUCGGAAUAAAAAUUCUUAUGUAAGAGAUUAUAUAUUGUCUCAGAAUCAAGAUUUAAGUGUCAGAGAUAAAAAUAAACUUUUAAUUGUCAGAGAUUGUCUACUGUCUCAGAAUCAAGAUUUAAGUGUCGGUGUCAGAGAUCAUCUGUUGUCUCAGACUAAAGAUUUAGGUGUCAGUCUCAGAGAUCAUCUGUUGUCUCAGAAUCAAGAUUUAAGUAUCAGAGAUAAUAAUCAAGAUUUAAGGUUCAGAGAUCAUGUAUUGUCUCAGAAUCAAGAUUUAAGUGUCAGAUAUAAGAAUAAACAUUUAAGUGUCAGAGAUUGUCUACUGUCUCAGAAUCAAGAUUUAAGUGUCGGUGUCAGAGAUCAUCUGUUGUCUCAGACUAAAGAUUCAGGUGUCAGUGUCAGAGAUCAUCUGUUAUCUCAGAGAGAUAAGAAUCAAGAUUCAAGGUUCAGAGAUCAUGUAUUAUCUCAGAAUCAAGAUUUAAGUGUCAGAGAUUAUUUAUUGUCUCAGAAUGAAAAUUUAAGUGUCAGAGAUAAAAAUCAAGGUUUAAUGGUCAGAGAUCAUCAUUUGCCUCAGAAUCAAGAUUUAAGUGUCAGAGAUCAUUUAUUGUCUCAGAAUGAAAAUUUAAGUGUCAGAGAUAAAAAUCAAGGUUUAAUGGUCAGAGAUCAUCAGUUGUCUCAGGAUCAAGAUUUAAAUGUCAGUGUCAGAGAUCAUCAGUUAUCUCUGAAUCAAUAUUUAAAUGCCAGAGACAAUCUAUUAUCUCGGGAUCAAGAUUUAUGUGUCAAUGUCAGAGAUCAUCUAUUGUCUCAAAAUCAAGAUUUAAAUGCCAGAGACCAUCUAUUACCUCAGAAUCAAGAUUCUUCUUCAAGAGAUUAUCUACUACCUCGAGAUCAAUCUCUAUCUACCAAAGAUUAUCCAUUACGAAGUGAUUCUCGUGACCGCCCCUUCGAGUGUUCUUAUUGCCACAAACGUUUCCUCCAAUCCCACCACCUCCAGAAGCACGAAGCAAUCCACACUAGGGAAAAAAUCCAAGGGGGCGACCGUAAACACCAAUGUCGUUACUGUGACAAAAGAUUCCUCAGACUUUACCACUUGAAGUUCCACGAAUUUACUCACACGGGGGAGAAGCACUUUAAAUGUGAUCGAUGCUCGAAAGAGUUUGCGCGGGAAUAUAAUUAUAAUAGACAUUUGAAGUCACAUUUGUUCGAAUGCGAAAUUUGUCAAAGGAGCAUGCCGAGUGGUAAGAAGUUGCAGGAGCAUUUGAAGAUGCAUCAGAAAGAGGAUCGUAAUGAGUGUGAGUAUUGUUAUAGGGUGUUUCAAAAGUUUGAAACGCUGGAAACCCAUUACAUUACAGUGCAUAGCGAGCAGAUUGAGGAAAUACGAAAUUUUGAAAUGCAAACCACAGAGGUAAAUGAUGUUUUAACACAAUCUGGUGGAAAUGAGUGUGUAGUUUGCGGGAAAAAGUAUGAUUUACAAACACAAUUGAAGUUACACAUGAAGUUUCACAAUAAAACUGGUGUAGAUGUUGUUAAAGUGCAACAAGAACACGUAAAAUGCCUAAUUUGCAAUAAUACUUAUUCCAAUAAAUGGCAUUUGGAGCGCCACAUGAUUGUUAACCAUGCACCAACACAAACUUUUGAAGAAAAAGUUUCCGACGGCGCUCAUGAGUGCACAACUUGCAGCACCUUAUUUUACAACAAGACUGACUUAGAUGUGCACUUAGAGUUUCAUCGAACCAAUGAAGAUACAUCUUUAGACAACCGGUUUAAGUGCCUUUGUUGUAUCCAAUCUUUUGAUGCUAACAACUCACUAAGAAAACAUUUAAAAACACAUAUAAAUCCUGACAAAACCCUGAAUCCGAAUGUCAACGACUACGAAUGUAGCGUUUGUAACAAACCGUUUCCUUUUAAAGAACAUUUGAAAAAACAUUUAAACACACAUAAAGACAAAACACAAUUGGCACUUUUGGAACUUGCUAGAUUGAAUGUUAAACCUCCCAAGUGCCAUUUGUGUUCAAAAGUGUUUAGUAAAAACAGUCAUUUAAAACGACAUAUUAAUAAUGUUCAUUUACGCAAAAAUAAAAAUGCCCCUAAAAUUUCUCACCAUGCUAGUCCUGACGUGAAUUCCCUAAAUAUCAUUCAUUCCUGUCCAGUUUGUUCCAAGCAAUUCGCCAGACCUUCAGAUGUCAAACGACAUAUAAAACUGGGACACAACAAGUAUAAAUCUCCUAACCCCACCCAGUCUCUGAUACCAGACCUUUUCCAUUUACACAAAUGCAGAAUGUGUAACAUAAGUUUCAAUUCAAAAGAAUCCUUAGAAAUCCAUAAACUGUCCCACGACAAUGUGUUAAAAUGUACUAAGUGUACAGAGACUUUCUACGAUGAUGAUCUUUUACAAAUUCAUUUACAAUUGCAUAAUGAGGCUUGCGGGUUGUGCUGGAAGCAGUUUGUAUCGAAGGAGAAUUUAGAGAAGCAUAUGUCAGCAGUACAUGCACAAAGGCACAAGUGUAUUAUUUGUGAUAAACAAUUUGCAUUGAGUAAACAGUUGAAUAAACAUAUGGAGAUACAUAUUGGGAUUUAUUGAAGGUACAGACAAAUAAAGUUUUGAUUUAGUGAUGAGAUAAAUGAACUGGAAAGUCAAUAUUGUUUGAAAUGAGUCAAUUUUUUAUAUUUUUAGGGCUCAGUAUUACAAUC
Messenger RNA from Ctenocephalides felis (cat flea), 3728 nucleotides. RefSeq names its product zinc finger protein 616-like. The record is from RefSeq and is a predicted model, not a curated record. NCBI's taxonomy places the organism in Eukaryota, Metazoa, Arthropoda, Insecta, Siphonaptera, Pulicidae. The transcript has a single exon. The coding region runs from base 1 to 3618 and encodes 1205 amino acids.